GGGGACAUACACGUUUGAUGCACAGUGUUUGUCUUUGUUUCCAAGCAGGCAUAGUUAACUGUAGUCUCUUAAAACUGUUAAGAAUCCAUGCCCUACCCCGGUCCAACAAUGUGGUGUUUGUCCUUGCAGAGGAGAUCUGUCCACUCCUCGCCAUGUUUAAUGAAGAAGUUACAGACUAGUAAAAGUCCCGCCGAGCAGCGCUGGCUGCAGCGACAGCUCAAAGACCCGUAUGUUAAAGCUUCUCAUGCGCAAAACUUCCGGUGCAGAAGUGCCUUCAAGCUGCUGGAGAUAGAUGACAAGUUCAGGCUUUUACAGCCUGGGUGUAGUGUGGUGGACUGCGGAGCUGCACCUGGAGCCUGGAGCCAGGUGGCGGUCCAGAGAGUCAACUCCGCCGGGACAGCAGAGGAAGAUGCAGCAUUACCACAUGGUACAGUUGUUGGCAUUGAUCUGCUGAACAUACCACCUCUGGACGGUGCCCACUUCCUGUCCAGUCAUGAUGUCACCGACCCUGUUACGCACACCAAGCUUCUGGAGCUGCUCCCCAGCGGCCGGGCUCAUGUCAUCCUGAGCGACAUGGCGCCCAAUGCCAGCGGGUUCCGGGAAAUGGACCACGAGAAACUCAUCACAAUGUGUUUGUCUUUGAUAGACUUGGCUGAGAAGAUUUUACAGCCGGGGGGCUCUUUGGUUUGUAAAUACUGGGAUGGAAUCCUCGCUCAUAAACUUCAGAAGAAACUGUCAAGUGUGUUCAGUAGUGUUCAGACUUUAAAGCCAAAUGCCAGCAGGAAAGAUUCAGCUGAGCGAUAUUUCCUUGCUAGAAUGUACAGAAAGACUGUAAAAGGAUCAUAGUUGUCUUUUAUUUUUCUAAUGUGUGUCCUGAAAUGAUCAAUUUGUCCUAAUUAGAUGUUUUCUGGAGAUUCACAGACUCUAUUUUUCAUGAAUAAACAUGAAUAAGAGGCUUGCUUAGUAACUUUGAUCAAAAGGUGGCACUGUUGAGGCAUCAGUGAGCUUCACAGCUGCAGGCACAGA
Etheostoma spectabile (orangethroat darter) is the source of this 1026-nucleotide messenger RNA. It is a transcript of the gene mrm2, whose product is annotated as mitochondrial rRNA methyltransferase 2. The transcript is spliced from 2 exons. Lineage: Eukaryota; Metazoa; Chordata; Actinopteri; Perciformes; Percidae. Gene Ontology annotation, molecular function: rRNA (uridine-2'-O-ribose)-methyltransferase activity. Gene Ontology annotation, cellular component: mitochondrion. Gene Ontology annotation, biological process: RNA methylation. The record is from RefSeq and is a predicted model, not a curated record. Bases 88 to 846 code for a protein of 252 amino acids.